Molecule: messenger RNA, 3040 nt
Organism: Panicum hallii
Lineage: Eukaryota; Viridiplantae; Streptophyta; Magnoliopsida; Poales; Poaceae
Product: phosphatidylinositol-3-phosphatase myotubularin-1-like
Exons: 19
Coding region: 1-2487 (828 amino acids)
Biological process (GO): dephosphorylation
Molecular function (GO): phosphatase activity
Source: RefSeq, a predicted model, not a curated record
AUGGAUGGCUCCGGCAGCUGGGACGCCAUCGACUGGAACCAAAUCGAGGAUCCGAGACCGCGGAGGCUGGGCCAGGCCGUCAAGGAGAGCAUGGACGACUUCCUGCUCGAGGACGAGGCGGUUAUCGCCCAGGGCCAUGGAGUUGUUCUGCUAAACAUCCGUGAGGCUGGUACACUUUCAGUGACAAAUUUCCGACUUCUCUUUGUGAGCCAAGCAAAAAAAUGUGUCAUAGAGCUGGGUACCAUUCCGCUGACAACAAUUGAGAAGCUAAAUGAUGAUGUGAAGCUCCAACCCCUACCCCACCUCUCUGAUAAGAGCCGGCCCCGUGAACUUCUUCAAGUCAUCGGCAAAGACAUGAGAAUCAUUGUGUUUGCUUUUGUUCCCAAAACAAAGCAGAAAAACGAAGUGUUUGAUGCUUUGAGGAGAUACACUAAACCUGCUAAUUUGUGGGACCUAUAUGCAUUUUCUUGUGAUCCAUCCACCAUUAAGAAUGAUUCUGAGCCAAAGUGGCGGCUCUUGAGAGAAUACUUCCGUCUUUUUAGGAAAAGUUUACCGCAGUUACGGGGAGCUGAGGAAGUUUCUUUGUCUAACGAUUGGUGGAGGCUAACUAGAGUUAAUUCUAGUUAUUCAUUGUGUUCAACUUACCCCACUGAACUGAUUGUACCAAGGAGCAUAAGUGAUGAAGAUUUAUUUCAAGCUUCUACUUUUCGAUCAGGCAAACGCUUGCCUGUUAUUUCAUGGUGCGACCCUGGGUCUGGAGCUGUUCUGGCGAGGUCAUCUCAGCCAAUGGUUGGAUUGAUGAUGAACUUUAGGAACAAUGCUGAUGAGAAGCUUGUAUGUGCUCUUAGCAGCAGAACCACUGGUGAUAAAGGAUCUCCAAGGAAACUGUACAUAAUUGAUGCCCGGCCAAGAGCAAAUGCUUUAGCAAAUGGGGCAAAGGGAGGGGGUUCAGAGUCAUCUUCUAACUACCCCAGAUCUGAGGUUCUUUUUCUAGGAAUACAAAACAUCCACACAAUGAGAGAUAGUCUUUCUCGCCUUAGGGACUAUGUGGAUGCUCAUGGCUCAAUUUCGUCAAAUGGAACCCCUUCAGCUGUAUCUGUUGUUGGAGAUCGGAGGAAUCGUGGAUCAACGUGGGGUGGAGGCAAUCUAAAUAGCAUGACAUCAUUUUCUUCAACGCUAGGGGAAUGGCUAAACCACAUCCAAAAUAUUCUGGUUGGUGCUUCGUGGAUUGCUGCACAAAUUGCGGAAGAAGCAGCAACAGUUCUUGUCCAUUGCAGUGAUGGAUGGGACCGUACAACCCAGUUGGUUGCACUUUCUUGCUUAUUGCUUGAUCCCUAUUAUCGAACUUUCAGUGGAUUCCAGGCCCUUGUGGAAAAGGACUGGUUAGCAUUUGGUCAUCCAUUUGCAGAGAGGAUGGGAGUUCCAACAGUAGCUGAGAAUGGGGGUUCACAGUAUGAGCUAUUAAGGCAACCUUCCCUUGGGAAUUUAAGCAGUUCACCAAGCAGGAACGCAUUAGGGCCAUCAGGACCAUCCUCCAAUGCUUCAGCUCAAUCCCAGACAUCAAACAACUCUUCACCAAUAUUGUUACAGUGGCUCGACUGCAUCUCUCAAUUGCUACGUCUGUACCCAUCUGCAUUUCAGUUCUCUUCUAAAUUCCUAGUUGAUUUUAUGGAUUGUGUAUUAUCAUGCCGCUUUGGAAACUUCUUAUGCAACAGUGAGCGGGAAAGGGAGCAAUCUGGUGUCACGAACUCUUGUCGUUGCAUGUGGUCAUAUUUGGCUGAUCUAAGAGCUUCUGGCGGCAGCUUCCAUGAGCACUACAAUCCAUUCUAUGACCCAGUAAAGCAUAAUGGUGCACUAUUGCCCCCUGCGGCAGCACUUGCUCCAACCCUUUGGCCCCAGUUUUAUUUGAGAUGGACAUGCCCCAUCGAAUCACAAGGUGGUGAUCUUGAAUCCCAGUGGCAUGCUAUGACUAAAAAAUAUGCAGAAGCAAUGAAGGCAAAGGACAUCGCCGAAUUGAGAGCAAAAGAUAUCAAAAUGAAAAUGGAAUCUGUAAAACAAGAGUUGCAGAGGGAGAAACGUGCAAGUAACACAGCCUUAGCCACAGCUCAAAGUGCUCAAAGGGAGAAUGCUGCCAUUAAAAAGGCGAUAGAAUCUAUAGGAUGCACAAUCAAAUUUUCGACAAGUGGAAACCAGGAGGAUAGAACUGAAGUGCUGUCAUGUUCAUUGCGAAGAGGCACAGAUGUUAGGGAUCAAGAAGACGAAAAUGGUGGCUUCUCUGUAUCAAUCUCUGCAAUUGAGGACAGCCUGGUCUCAGAAGCACCGGGGGACCAUUUUUGCGAGUCAUUGUGCCCCUUCCGCACAAGAGAAGGGUGCAGAUGGCCAGAUGCUCCAUGUGCACAGCUUGGAAGCCAGUUUGUUGGUUUGAAGGCAAAUUUUGAUGCUUUUGAUCGGUUAUCGAUACAAGACUGCUAUUUUGGUCCAGAGUAGUUGAUCGUUAGCCGUUUAUGUUGGUAUUAGGUGUACCUGCAGUUGCCAAUGGAUUUUUUUAGUGGUUGGCACCUCCAGGUCUGCAUCAACAGUAAAAGAACACUUGGAAAGCAACUCAACAGUGCAUAUUUGACCCGCAUGGCUGCAUUCACAAAUUCCUUCAUUCAAUGAUUUUGCUUUUAGUGUCUGGUUACUCCAAAUCUGCAUCAACAACAAAAGAAAGCGUGGAAAGCAACAGUUUCCUUCAUUGGUAUUCGAAUAGUCUUUGGUGGGCUUCAGCUAAAUUUUCUCUGAGGAAAUUCGGCCUUGUACAUUAGGAGUUAGCAAUUGGUUAGGAACCACUGGGACUGAGAAUUAGUCCUUGUGUUGUAUAUAGCUUGGCAAUUGAUUCAUAUAAGAAGCAAAUAAUGCAAAAUGGGAAAGAGAAUAAUAGUUCUUUUCACUUUUUUUUUUCUGAUAGCAUAUGUCUUGUAUAGGUUAGCUUGAGAACAAGGACAUAAAACGUUGUACAUGAAAAUAUGGACUUGUGGAAUGGCUGUACAAUUUCCGAGUC